CGGUAGUGAGUUUUUCUGUAAAGUGGGUUAAGGUCAGGAUGUAUCUUAAUGAAACCACAUCCUGUUAAAAAUGCCACAGUGAAUUACACCACGCAUAAUUGUAAAGAGCACAGAUCAUCUCAUCUCUGAACAUAACCAGCAAAUAAUGGAAAUGGACACCGUUUAUGGAAAUAUUCGACACAAAAUUGGAUCUGAGACACAGAGUCAGAACCGGACUGAAGCUCAAAACAGCAGAACAUGUAUUUUGUGGAUCACAGUGUUUCUGGGGCUCAUCUGUGUUCUUCUGGUGAUCGUCGUUGUUGUGCUGUACAUCCACCUGACAGCAGAGAGAGAUCAGAUGAAAAUGAGAUAUAUGAACAUGACUGAUGAAAGAGAAGAACUACAGAAACAUUUCUACUCUGUGAUGGAGAAGAAGCUGGAGUUGGAGACCAGAGUUAAACAUUUGACUGAUGAACUAAUGAAUCUUUCAGGGUCAUUCAGAUAUUUCAUAUCCAGUGAGGAGAAGAGCUGGUCUGACAGCAGACAGUUCUGCAGGGCUCUUGGUGGAGAUCUUGUCAUCAUCAACACUGAAGAAGAACAGAAAUACAUUUCAUCAAUUGUCAAACAGAGAGCGUGGAUUGGUUUGUCUGAUAUAGAGAAGGAAGGAAACAUGACAUGGGUGGAUAACACAGCACUGACUAACGGAUUCUGGAACCAAGAUGAGCCAAAUGACGAAAAGGGAAAUGAAGAUUGUGUUGAAAUUUGGAACCCAAAACCGUUUCUGAACAACUGGAAUGAUAUUCCAUGCACAGAGGCAAGAAAAUGGGUUUGUGAGAAUUAGGGUUUAUCUGCUUUUGUUGUGAUAAGGGAACUUUAGUUUUGUGAUAUUUACUUUUAAUUUAAGCACAAAACAAGGAUGUGGAAGCUCUGACUCUGGGCAUUAGCUUCACCCCUAACCCUUACGUAAAUCUCCCACAAAGUGGGCACCGGCAACUGUGUCCAACCCCUUUGCACAUCUCCGUCAGUCUAAACAG
This is a messenger RNA of Triplophysa dalaica, 1013 nucleotides long. RefSeq names its product CD209 antigen-like protein A. The record is from RefSeq and is a predicted model, not a curated record. Gene Ontology annotation, biological process: biological process involved in interspecies interaction between organisms. Gene Ontology annotation, molecular function: fucose binding; D-mannose binding. Bases 146 to 820 code for a protein of 224 amino acids. NCBI's taxonomy places the organism in Eukaryota, Metazoa, Chordata, Actinopteri, Cypriniformes, Nemacheilidae. Gene Ontology annotation, cellular component: external side of plasma membrane. The transcript has 5 exons.